This is a messenger RNA of Fusarium odoratissimum NRRL 54006, 3063 nucleotides long. RefSeq names its product casein kinase II subunit beta-1. NCBI's taxonomy places the organism in Eukaryota, Fungi, Ascomycota, Sordariomycetes, Hypocreales, Nectriaceae. The transcript is spliced from 2 exons. Gene Ontology annotation, molecular function: protein kinase regulator activity. The record is from RefSeq and is a predicted model, not a curated record. The coding region runs from base 542 to 1567 and encodes 341 amino acids. Gene Ontology annotation, cellular component: cytoplasm; protein kinase CK2 complex.
GUUGCACCAAAACUCUGCAUCCUGCCGCGAUCGACGAAAGAGGAAAUUGGUCUUCAUUUAUACAAUUCAAGUUUAUUAUAAAGGUCUCUCUUUAUUGUAUAUUAUCCCAAUGCGCUGAUUUUCUAUGUAUUACUGCUAUUGUUUUUGGUGAAAUCACAUAAGUACGGAUCCCUCAACGGGCACAUCCCUACCAACACCGAUCGACUUUAGCGUACCUAGUGCGUUCGUGCCCUCCACUGUAGGUUAGGUCAGGUUAGGCUAGGUGUAGUGCUUUGUGCCCGUGGCUCGCGAUAUCUGCGCCCCUCAAAAUACUCACCAACAUCCAUCACCCCGCCUCGAGGUAGCUUUACAGCUAUCCUGUCGAUACCGCGCCCUACAGCACAGCAUAUCAACGCCCUCAUAAUACCUCGCAUUUUUCUCGCCUCUCCGUUGCGAUUCAUUCUAUACCACGCCACUGCCGAGCGCAAUCCCUUGGCCCAGCCUCGUCAACUGGCAUCUGUUGCCCCUCGACAACAAAAGAGACGACCACGAUAGCGACACCAUGUCGACCUCUUCGGGCGUCCCCGAGUCCUGGAUAUCCAGUUUCUGCUCUCUGCUCGGCCAUGAAUACUUUGCCGAAGUCUCGGAGGAGUUUAUCGAGGAUGACUUCAACCUGACUGGUCUGCAGUCCCAGGUUGCCAUGUACAAGGAAGCAUUGGAGAUGAUCCUGGAUGUGGAACCAGAGGACGACGAGGAAGAGGAGGAAGAAGAGGAGGAAGAGGACGAGAACGAGUCAGACCCAGAACGCUUGACCAGAGCAGCCAGCGAGCGGAGGCAUCACCGCAUGGCCAGCGACUUGUCCGUCAUCGAAUCCUCUGCCGAGAUGCUGUACGGCCUCAUCCACCAACGCUUUAUCUGCUCCAGGGCCGGCAUCCAGCAGAUGAGUGAAAAGUACGAACUGGGCCAUUUUGGUUGCUGUCCCAGGACAAACUGUGACCAAGCUCGCACUCUACCCGUUGGCCUCUCCGAUAUCCCUGGCGAGGACACGGUCAAGCUCUUCUGCCCAUCAUGUUUAGACGUUUACGUCCCGCCCAACAGCCGUUUCCAAACCGUUGACGGCGCCUUCUUUGGUCGUACUUUCGGCUCUCUCUUUCUCCUUACUUUCCCAGAAUAUGACCUUACUAAGCGUGGUAUCGAAGUGCUGUCAUCCACGAGCUCCCGUGUUAACGAAGGCGAUGGCCUCAUCAACGGCAUGUACGCAAAGAAUAUUGGUCCUGGUCUGGGCCGUGAGCGUAUAUACGAGCCUCGCAUUUAUGGUUUCCGCGUUUCUGAGAGAGCCCGUUCUGGCCCCAGGAUGCAGUGGCUCCGUGAACGCCCCACAGAUAUUAACGAGCUCGACGAAGCCCGUCUCUAUGCAGAACAGAACCCUGACUCGGAGGAUGACGACGAGAACAGCGGCCAAGCUGGUGUUAAUGGCAGAGUUAUGGUUCGUCGACGCCCUCCUGGAAACGCUCGCCUUCGCCAGAGACAGAACAACAAUGGUAGCCCCAUGGCUCUGUCCACUAAUGGAGCUGAAUCCGAGUUGUAGAGUGAUGGGCGCAUACGGCUGGUCUCAUAUAUAUCCCUUCGCGACUCCAGACCCGGCAGAUGUUAGGACUGUUAAUGAAAUAUUCCUAUCUUUUUCAAGGGAAGAUUUCGACAUCAGGCUACCUGGAUAUUUGGCAAUAAUGCCUAAUGACUGCAUCAUGGAAACAAGGCGUAGACGCACUGGAGACGCAUUAGGAAGGGCUAAGCAUGAUGGUGUCACAGGGUGGGAGGAAGGGUACCAUUGGGUUUUUGCUUCGCAGGAUUAAUGCAUAGACGGCGUUGAACGUUUGAUAGGUAGGCUAUGGAAAAUACACAUCAAAUGCACAUUUAUGACAACUCAAGGAAUCUACCAAUACAUGACUAGAAGAACUUGAUGAUUAUGUGUGCUUAAGCUUAGCAUAUUAUCACUUGUUUAUAUCUCAGGGCUAUGCGGUUAUCACUCGUCUGUUCAAAUUACCCAAGUUAUGAUGUGUUUUCCCUUCAUUGGCAUUAGGCAUGAGUUCUAUGGAUAGACAUAUACAUGCUACUACUCCUGAUGCCUUCCCCCCUGUUCCUCAUCCAACCACUACCAAGUCGCCAGUCCUGCGGCGUGGUGUUGUACUCCCUCCUCAUGCGGCCGUGACCCUCGCAAGACAGCCAUGCUAGAAAUCCCCUCCUCGCCAUGAGUUCGCUCAAUGCUCUUGUUUUUAUAGAGAAGAAGCAGAGAUCGGUCAAGAAACAAUAAAACAAAAACCUUUCCUGUCACCAAACACCCCGUCCUUGAACCCAUGCUAUCGUAUACAUCAUGGUCCUCGUCUCUCGUCCGUUCUAUGCUAACAAAAGAGAACAAUAAAGUUAAAAAUAAAAACAAAAGGAUAGACUGCCAGCGAUUAUGAGUAUCUUCCUCGCACAAGACUUUUCUGCUUGCACAGAAAGGACAGCCUGCGACAUCAAACUGCAUUGCGAUGGUGAAGCGUACUUCAACGCCUGAUAGCUCCUAACGCCCUGUUGCCCAUUUCCAUUCCCAUCAUAUCUAUCGUGUACAGUGUGUGUAUCCCGUGGGCUAAAACCGUUAAAGCAAAAAAGAAAAGUGAGAAUGAAACUAAAGAAGAAGAAAACAAUAAAACGAAACUGACAGCCACGGUCAACUGGCAUCUGAGGGUGUGUGUAUUGAAGAUGUUGAAGACCCGAGAGAAACUGCUCGUCUGUUCGAAGAGACCCCGGUGUAUAUGAACCCAGAAAGAUGAGGAAAGCUCUACAUCAACCUGGAGCUGUUUUUGGCCAACGACCUGUUUGCUGGUGCAGUAGUACUGGCGUAUCAAGUACUGGGUGUAGGUUCAACAGCAUCGCCCUCAGCCUGAGCCUCUGCAGCUACUGUGUUGCCUAUGUCUUUAUCUUUGGCAUCGUGUUCGGCCUUCGGUGUCGUCUCGUCGCUAGUUACUGAACCACCAAGACUGGCUCUUGGAACAAACCAACCCCCACGUUCCCAUUGACCUGGUUCGUAUAGGCAAGACUUGC